Chanos chanos (milkfish) is the source of this 1974-nucleotide messenger RNA. RefSeq names its product zinc finger matrin-type 1 (gene zmat1). The transcript has 7 exons. The record is from RefSeq and is a predicted model, not a curated record. Gene Ontology annotation, molecular function: zinc ion binding; nucleic acid binding. NCBI's taxonomy places the organism in Eukaryota, Metazoa, Chordata, Actinopteri, Gonorynchiformes, Chanidae. Bases 1 to 1917 code for a protein of 638 amino acids.
AUGUCAGAAGUUGAGGGUAGGCUUUCGUGUAAUCCGCACUGUGCGGAGACAGAUAUCGAAAGUAAUGUUAAAGUCAGUCCAAAUUCGGCCUCUCUGUUAGACGCCGAAACAGUUCAAAACACUAACGUAAACACCAAUAGUUCCCUGGUUGAAGAGUCAUUGGAUGACAAUGCCUUGUUGAAUGGUCUGUUGACUGAUAACUUUUGUCACGUAUGUGAAGCAGUUCUGCAGUUUGAGUCUCAGCGGAUAUCUCACUAUGAGGGAAAGAAACACGCUCAGCGAGUUCGACUGUACUUGCAAACAAAAAAGAGUGAGAGACAGGGCCAAGAUCCUAAUAGCUUUCAGAGAGUGCCUAUGGACACAGAGAAGUUCUGUGAGCUGUGUAACAUGGUGUUUAGUUCUCCUGUGGUGGCAAAGUCUCACUAUGAAGGCAAAGUCCAUGCCAAAAACAUGAAGAAGAACAGUGUAAUUCCUUCAAAAGAUGAGAUGUCUUCUGUUGGAGCUUCGGUUUCUCCCCCAUGCCCAGUAGAGGGCGCCAGAGAGGGGAUGGGUCAAGAACUGAAGGACAGUUCUGAACAAAGCAGCCAGGAAGUGGACUUAAGCGACCCAAACAAGUAUUGCCGAAUGUGCGCGGCUUCGUUCAACAAUCCCCUGAUGGCUCAGCAACACUACAGCGGCCGGAAACACCAGCGUAACCAGUCACGCCAGCAGCUCCUGGACCAGCUCCAGGAACAGCCUGAUCUGGUGAACUCCCUUACCUGCCCAGUAUGUUGUAUAACAUUCAACUCUGUGGAGCCACUCCAAGCUCACAUGCAGGGAAACAAGCAUCGUGUUAAAGAGAAGAAAGUUUCUGACCUGUGUAAGUCUCAGAAGAAAGUCUAUGGCUCCUUCCAGGAUGAGUUGGACGACUACAUCCAGGUGCAGAAGGCCAGAGGGCUGGAGCCCAGGAUGGGACAGAAGGAGCCGGAAGAGAGAGAAGCCCAACACCCGAGCGAUAACACGCAGAGAGAGGAGCAGACACAGAAACUCUCUCCUCCGUCAUGCACCCCUCCUGUCCCUGGUUUCCCUCCCCCACUUUGGUGUCCGCCAUUUCCACCUCCCAAUUACCACUGUGGGUUUGGUCCAAGGGGCCCUGAGCCAUACGUCUGGGGCCAAGGCUAUUCUGUGCCUCCCCCACCCCUCAUCCCUGGCCUAACUGGACGGGCAUUUAAUAGGGGGAGGAACCCCGAAUCCUAUAGCUCCUCCUCUUUCUCAGACUCCUCCUCUUACAGCAGCAGCAGAAGCAGAAGUAGUAGUAGUAGCAGCAACAGCAGUGAUUACAGCAGAGAGAAGAGACGAAAGAAAAAGAGAAGGGAGAGGAGGAGGAAAAUCAGAGAGCCGGAGGAGGAGGAGGAGGAGGAGGAAGAGAAGGAGGAGGAAAGGGAAACAGACAGAAGGAGGAACAAGAGGACGAGAGGAAGAGAUGACGAGGAGGACCGAGAUGACGCGAAGAGGGCAAGGAGGAGAGAGAGAAGAAGAAGAAGAGCGAGUUUGGAUGAUGAGGAGGGAAUGGACGAGGAAAAAGAGAGGAGGAAACGGCGGGAGAGGACCCAUCAGGACAGCGAGUCGGCCGAGGACGAGAAAAGGAGGAGAAGGUCGAAUAAGAGAAGUAAGAAACACAAACGUGGACACCACGCCAAGGGGCACAGAGAGGAAAGCGGAGGGAAGAGCCUGGCGGCCGGAGGCGACAGACUCGACAAAGAAAAAGGAGAGGCGGAAGACAGGAUAGAAGGUUCCGUGGAAGAGAGGGCGGAAACAAAAGAAGAGCGAUCGAAACACAGGAAAGAGAAAAGGAAGACGAAGGAAAAGACGGAUAAAGGAGACAGCAGGACAGAGGAGGAGAAACUGUGGGAUGAGACCAUUCUUGGACUCUUCUGAACAAUUGACGGUUAAUGAGAUAUGAUUGUUAGGGCAGGUGCAAGUCAGAAAAGAAGU